UUCUUCUCCCAUUGGCUGAGAGAAGCCCGUUUUCGCGCCAUUCGUAAGUCUCGGCAUUGUGGGAUAGCAUCAGGAGGUCAGCGGUGCACCGGGUCAUUCCGUGUUUCCCGUAAACACUUUUCUGUUGACGUUAACGGAUUUUAACUGAUUCCAGCAAUGCGCGGAGAUGAAACGGAUUCGGAGUCCGUUAAAUCAGACGAUGGCUCGGUUAGGAGGAGUCUCGAGGCGCUUUGUCAGGAGCUCAAUAUGGACGAAGAGACGGCGGCAGAAGCGCUUCAGAACUUCAGCUCCAUCUGGAACACUUACACGCUCGAGGGUGAUGUCGUUCACUGGCUGGCCUGCUCUCUGUAUGCUGCCUGUAGGAAGAGCUCCAUCCCCACAGUGGGACGGGGUGUGAUGGAAGGCAACGGCGUUUCCCUUACAAGGAUCCUGCGUUCGGCGAAGCUCAGUUUGAUCCAGUUCUUCAGCAAGAUGAAGAAAUGGUCAGACAUGUCGAACCUCUCCCAGGAUUUCCGCAGCCGUGUCGGUCGACUGGAACGUAAUUUCGAAGUGUCGACAGUGAUAUUUCUUAAAUUUGAGCCAAUAUUUCUGGACAUGUUUCAGAAUCCUCAGGGUGAUCCUCCCCGUCUGCCAAGAAGCCGCAAACACCGGCGUCUUCCAUGCCACAUCAGUGACGUCUUCAAGUUCUGUUGGACGCUAUUUGUAUAUACAAAAGGUAAUUUCCAUAUGAUUGGUGAUGACCUGGUCAACUCGUAUCACCUCCUGCUCUGUUGUCUGGACCUGGUGUUUUGCAACGCUCUCAUGUGCUCCAACAGGAAAGAUCUCAUCAAUCAAUACUUCAGAGGACUGCCAAAGGACACAGAAAACUUGGAGGAAAUGCCUUGUGUCAUUGACCGGUUGUGUGAGCUGCAUGAUGGGUUGGUGGUGGAGGCCAAAGGCAUAAAGGAGCACUACUUCAAACCCUACAUAAAGACACUGUUUGAGAAAAGAAUAUUAAAAGGUGAUGCUGAGACUCUGACUGAAUUACUGGAUACCCCACAUUUCCAAGACAACAAUAAAGCCAUAAACCGUGAGUAUGAGGAAUAUGUUUUGACUGUGGGGGAUUUUGAUGAGCGAGUGUUUUUGGGGGCCGCUGCAGAUGAGGAGAUCGGCACACCUCGCAAGGCCACUGCUGAGCCUCCAUCAGGUCAACUAUCGGCCCGCAUGCAGGUGGAGAACAACCUUCAGCAGCACUUUGAGAAGACGCGUUCCCUUGCUCCUUCUACUCCUCUAACGGGUCGGCGAUAUCUGAAGGAGAAAGAGGUGCUGGUCACCCCCGUUUCCUCAGCUACCCAAAGUGUGAGUCGACUGCAGAGCAUGGUAACCGGCCUCCGAAACUCUCCAAGCGAUGCUCUGGUCCAAAUCUUUAAUUCCUGCUCUCGAAAUCCCACUGAAUCCAUUCUGAACCGAGUGAAGACCAUGGGAGAGAGGUUUAAACAGGCCUACACCAAACCCACAGAUGACCUGCCAGGAGCACAUAUGGAUUUUGCAGAGAAUCGUCUGAAGCUGGCAGAGAUCUUGUACUUUAAGAUCCUGGAGAAUAUCAUGACUCAAGAGAUGAAGAGAUUACAAGGGAUAGACAUGGCCGUCCUGUUGGAGCAGGAGGUGCUUCACUGCUCUCUGUUGGCGUGCUGUCUGGAGGUGGUGCUUUUUGCAUACAGCUCUCAAAGAACCUUCCCCUGGAUACUAGAAAUCUUCCAGAUACAGCCAUUCUACUUUUACAAGGUGAUUGAGGUGUUCAUCCGCUCUGAGGAGGGUUUGUCCCGAGAUAUGGUGAAGCAUUUGAAUAGUUUAGAGGAGCAGGUGCUGGAAAGCAAAGCCUGGACCAAAGACUCGGCCCUGUGGACUGCACUCAGUAACAUGAAUAACAAAGUCCCCACUGUAGAAGAGGUGAAUUUUCCCAGCAAUUUUGACACGGGUAACAAUGCAGGUGGUCCCAGUCACCUUCCUUUGCUGGCGCUAUCCCCCAUCAUCCACCCUCGCAUCAGGGAGGUCCGCACAGGCCUGGGCUCCAGUGCACGCAAAGACGUCCCUCAGUCUCCUAUUUCUCUCCACGACCGCUACAGCUCACCUGCAGCUGGCAGUGCCAAGAGACGCUUGUUUGGUGACGAUCCUCCAGCACAGUCCCCAGUGAAAAGAAUCUCAGUUACUCCCAUAAAAAUAAUUUCCAGCGCUGCAGAAAACAACCAGACCACUGGCACAACGACUGUCCUGUCCAUGGCAACUGGAAACGGCCAACAGCUCACCAUUCCACUGCAGAUGGUAAAGAACGAGAUGGGCGGCAUCACAGUCAUUCAACUUCAGGCCAAUGAGAUGAACCCCCUCACCGCUCAAGUCUUAAUGACAGCCUCCCCCAGCCGAAGUGCAGCUCCACCCGCCAGCUCCGACACACAGCCCCCGGCUGUCAACAAACCCCGCCGCACAGGAUCCCUCGCCCUCUUCUUCAGGAAGGUGUAUCAUUUAGCCAGCGUGCGUCUGCGGGACCUGUGUCUAAAGCUGGACAUCUCAUCGGAGCUGCGAGGGAAGAUCUGGACAUGUUUUGAACACUCUCUGCUGCACUGCACUGACCUGAUGAAGGACAGACACCUGGACCAGCUUCUGCUCUGUGCCGUCUACAUUAUAUCAAAGAUCACAAAAGAAGAGCACACUUUUCAGGACAUCAUGAAAUGCUACCGAACCCAACCUCAGGCCAACAGUCAUGUGUACCGUAGUGUUUUACUGAAGAGGCGUGCCAGAGAGCAGCAGACAGAUGAGAACAUGGAAGUGGAUCCACCAGUAGACCAGUCCAAUGAGAGGACGGAACAGGCUGAAAGUGAAUCAGAGGAAAGAGGAGACCUCAUCCAGUUCUACAACUCCAUUUACGUGCUAAAGAUGAAAUUGUUCGCUCUCAAAUAUGCACAUUCCAUUCUUGACAACAAGAUGGAGGUUCCUCCGUUAUCUCCAUUUCCGUCGGUUCGCGCUCAGCCUCUCUCUCCUCGCCGUGUAUCUCAGAGACACUCGAUCUUUGUUUCUCCUCAUAAAAACGGCUCGAGUCUCACACCCAGUACUGCCUACACGUACAAAUUCACUGGCAGCCCAUCAAAGGAGCUGAGUGAUAUAAACCAGAUGAUCCGUCAGGGUGGGGUGAGCAAGAAGCGGGCGUUCAACAUGGAAGGUGAUGAGACUGAGUCUCCAUCUAAAUGCCUGCGGCAGGAGAACGAUGACGUGCUGCUCAAACGCCUACAGGAUGUGGUUAGCGAGAGAGCGAGUCUCUGA
Messenger RNA from Carassius carassius (crucian carp), 3294 nucleotides. Its product is annotated as retinoblastoma-like protein 1. The record is from RefSeq and is a predicted model, not a curated record. The transcript has 22 exons. Gene Ontology annotation, cellular component: chromatin; transcription regulator complex; nucleus. Bases 157 to 3294 code for a protein of 1045 amino acids. Gene Ontology annotation, molecular function: RNA polymerase II transcription regulatory region sequence-specific DNA binding. Gene Ontology annotation, biological process: cell differentiation; negative regulation of G1/S transition of mitotic cell cycle; regulation of transcription by RNA polymerase II. Lineage: Eukaryota; Metazoa; Chordata; Actinopteri; Cypriniformes; Cyprinidae.